AUGAGUGCUGCUCUUCUCUCACGAUUUGAUUUGGUUUUCAUACUACUUGACAAACCUGAUGAAGUACUGGAUAAACGAGUCUCAGAUCACAUCAUAUCACUUCACGCUGGAUAUGGAGAACAUUCACCAGCAGCGAAAAAGUUACGAACAGCAUCACUCAAUGGAGGCAUAGAUAUGAGUGUAAGAAAUGGAUCUUUGGUUUCACGGUUGAGACUGGACCCAAAGAAGGAUGUUGAUUUUGCUCCACUGCCUGGUCCACUUCUUCGCAAAUAUAUUGCUUAUGCUAGAACUUACGUCUUUCCUAGGAUGUCAAAACCAGCAGCAGAAAUACUACAGAAGUUCUACUUGCAGCUUAGGGACCAUAAUACAUCAGCUGAUUGCACACCAAUAACAGCAAGGCAACUGGAAAGUUUGGUGAGGCUGGCUGAAGCUCGAGCUCGGCUAGAAUUGAGAGAAGAAGUAACAGGCCAAGAUGCAAUGGACGUGGUUGAAAUAAUGAAAGAAUCCCUAUAUGAUAAAUAUGUUGAUGAGCAUGGCUUUGUAGAUUUUGGUCGAAGUGGGGGAAUGAGUCAACAGAAAGAAGCAAAACGGUUUCUAAGUGCCCUCAAUAGGCAGUCAGAGUUGCAGCAAAAAGAUACCUUUUCAAUUUCCGAAAUAUACAGUGUAGCAGACAGGAUGGGCCUAAGAGUUCCAGACAUCGACACGUUUGUUGAUAACUUAAACAGUGUUGGUUAUCUACUCAAGAAGGGACCCAAGACAUUCCAGGUGCUAACGUCUUCUUACUCCCGGACGGAGGGAGAUCAUCGUCAAAUUCACUUGGAGCCUACCAUACAACCAACCAACCAACCAGGAGCUCAUGCAAUCAUGUAUAGUGAAAGCUCGAAACUCUACAAUUGUGGAUAUGUAAAAGAAUGCUAUCUUAUUACACUUGAUAUUUUUAAGGUGAAUCAAUUGCAGUCUAGGUUUGAAAGCAAGGAAGCCUAA
Dovyalis caffra is the source of this 984-nucleotide messenger RNA. The record is from the annotation of a GenBank genome assembly. NCBI's taxonomy places the organism in Eukaryota, Viridiplantae, Streptophyta, Magnoliopsida, Malpighiales, Salicaceae.